UACGUUAUUGUGAGAACGCAUGCGCUGUGCUCUCCAUCCUCGGAUGCGCGCAUAAAAGAAAGAGGGAUUUUGAGUGGUCAACAAAUUCCGCUGUGUUUUGGCCUUUUGCGAAUAAUAUAGAAUAGCUACCUAGUUACCUUGCUUUCGGGCAAACCCACGGGUGACCUACAAUUGCAGGAUCCCCUAAAAUCCAAACAUGGCGGAUAAAGAAGUGUAUGACGAUGCAGUUGAGGAGCGGGUGAUCAAUGAAGAAUACAAAAUCUGGAAGAAGAAUACUCCUUUCCUCUAUGACCUGGUGAUGACCCACGCGCUGGAGUGGCCCAGUCUCACUGUGCAGUGGCUACCUGACGUCAACAGGCCGGAUGGAAAGGACUAUGCGGUCCACAGACUGGUACUGGGAACUCACACGUCAGAUGAGCAGAAUCACCUGGUGAUCGCCAGCGUACAGGUCCCCAACGAUGACGCCCAGUUUGAUGCUUCCCACUACGACAGUGAAAAAGGAGCAGAAUUUGGAGGUUUUGGAUCCGUGAGUGGAAAGAUAGAGAUUGAGAUCAAGAUAAACCACGAAGGUGAAGUGAACCGGGCCAGGUACAUGCCUCAGAACCCCUGCAUCAUUGCUACCAAGACCCCCACCUCAGACGUACUGGUCUUUGACUACACCAAGCACCCUUCCAAACCAGAUCCCAGUGGUGAGUGCAGCCCAGACCUGCGCCUGCGGGGCCACCAGAAGGAGGGCUACGGCCUGUCCUGGAACCCCAACCUCAGUGGCAACCUGCUCAGUGCUUCUGAUGACCACACGAUCUGCCUGUGGGACAUUGGUGCUGGUCCUAAGGAGGGGAAGAUAGUGGAUGCUAAGACCAUCUUCACCGGUCACACUGCAGUGGUGGAGGACGUGUCCUGGCACUUGCUCCACGAAUCACUGUUUGGCUCUGUGGCCGACGACCAGAAACUGAUGAUCUGGGACACACGGUCCAACAACACGUCCAAGCCCAGCCAUGCAGUGGACGCCCACACUGCAGAGGUCAACUGUCUGUCCUUCAACCCCUACAGCGAGUUCAUCCUGGCCACCGGCUCUGCAGACAAGACUGUUGCUCUCUGGGAUCUGCGUAACCUCAAACUGAAGCUCCACUCGUUUGAAUCGCACAAGGAUGAAAUCUUCCAGCAGGUGCAAUGGUCCCCUCACAACGAAACCAUUCUGGCUUCCAGCGGAACAGAUAGAAGGCUGAACGUAUGGGAUCUCAGUAAAAUCGGAGAGGAACAGUCUGCUGAAGAUGCAGAGGACGGACCUCCAGAACUCCUGUUCAUCCAUGGAGGACACACAGCGAAGAUUUCUGAUUUCACAUGGAACCCCAACGAGCCAUGGGUCAUCUGCUCCGUCUCCGAGGAUAACAUCAUGCAGGUUUGGCAAAUGGCUGAGAACAUCUAUAAUGAUGAGGAGCCUGACACCCCUGCUUCAGAGCUGGAGGGUCAAGGGUCGUAACCGCCUACUCCACCCCACCUUACCCCAGCCCAACCCACCAACCACCUCCUGGUGCAUCUCUCUCCUCUUGUACAGUAUUUCACAUUGUAGCCUCCAGCUCUACCUGACAGACAUUCUGUUUCCCAUAUAGAAGCAUUCUUCUGGAUUUGGUUUGAUAUAGUGAUCAAGCAGCCCUUACCAGGUACAAAAAGGCUGGUUUCCUGAACACAGAUUUAAGCGUAGUUCUUAACUUAAAAGCAUGUUCACAGUUGACUGUGCUUCUUAGUCCAAGACUAGGCACUCUGUCCGGGAAACUGGUCCAAAGUGUAUAGAAGUUGUUUAUAAAAGGAUACUCAUCUGAGUGAAAUGCUACUGAACCAUGCAGGUGGACCGUUCAACAAAUGCACUUGGUAAAGCAGGGGUUCUUCCUGUCCAAAAAAGGAUUUCCGUUGGUAUCGUUUCUGCUUUGACUUGAGGCAAGUGACUAAAUCAUUUUGAACCUUUGGAUUUUUUGUUUUGUGCAUAAAUUGCAAUAAAGUACUUUUUGUAACUUUUAAACUUAA
Molecule: messenger RNA, 2022 nt
Organism: Oncorhynchus mykiss (rainbow trout)
Lineage: Eukaryota; Metazoa; Chordata; Actinopteri; Salmoniformes; Salmonidae
Gene: rbbp7
Product: RB binding protein 7, chromatin remodeling factor
Molecular function (GO): protein binding
Source: RefSeq, a predicted model, not a curated record